Molecule: messenger RNA, 1265 nt
Organism: Xiphias gladius (swordfish)
Lineage: Eukaryota; Metazoa; Chordata; Actinopteri; Istiophoriformes; Xiphiidae
Product: complement C1q subcomponent subunit C-like
Exons: 7
Coding region: 177-941 (254 amino acids)
Molecular function (GO): protein binding
Source: RefSeq, a predicted model, not a curated record
AGUCACUGAGUCUGUUUUCAGUCUAAUGAGAAGUCUUGAUCUGUUCACCAAAAGAGGAAACCCCAUCCUCUCAUUGCAGCUCCAAAUCUCCGCGGUUAGAGACAGAAAACUCGGCCGCCCCAUCACCUUCUGCUUCUUCAAAAUACCGUUAAUAGUUAACUCCGGCGUUUUGGACCAUGGGAGGGUAUUAUGGGCUGGCAGUUCUGGUGGGCGUGGCCUUGCUUCUGACGACCGGCCAAUGUGACGUGAGCUGUGGAGGAAUAGACGGCGGCCCGGGAGUGGCAGGAACCCCGGGCAGAGAUGGAUGGCCUGGAGCGAAGGGAGAGAAAGGAGAGCCAGCUGUGAUGGUCGACGGUCCGGUGGAUACGAGCCAGAUGCCGAUGCUGAAGGGGGAGAUGGGGAUUCGGGGCUUUCAAGGGGUCAUGGGUCCUAAAGGUUACCGCGGGAGUCUGGGACCAGUGGGCCACCCUGGGCCACCCGGUCGCCCCGGCCCUGAGGGGAGGAGCAUGGGCCACGGGCAGCACUCCUCUCGGCAGGCCCAAUCCGCUUUCUCAGUGAUCAGGACUGACAACAGUUAUCCUCGUUACGACCAGACAGUAACCUACCAGACCACAGUGGUCAACAAACCCGAGGACUUUAACGCCGCCACAGGUCACUUCACCUGCAGACUGCCUGGUGUUUAUUACUUCAACUUCCACUCCACGGCCAAGGUCAGCCUGUGUCUGCGUAUAGCCAGCGAGGCUCUGAACAACAAGCUGGGAUUCUGUGACUACAACAGGAACUACGAUCAGGUGCUGUCGGGCGGCGUGGUUUUACAGCUGAGAGCCGGACAGAGGGUUUGGCUCGAGUCCUUCAAGGACCAGCAGCUAGAUUCUGAUCCACGAGACACACGAGAAAAACAGAUCAUCUUCAACGGCUUCCUGCUCUUCUCAGAUCAAUAAGAAAAUUCAGUUGCACACUCACGGCAGCUGAAGUCAGUGCUGUAAACCUGGGACUGCAUCGCUUUAUGAAUUUAACAUCUAAAAAUCUCUGAUUUCAGAUCACAUUUCUCAAAGCUGUUUUUAGAAGGACAAUUUACCAUAGCACAGUGUCACUACACAGUAAUAUUUGUGAAACUUACUCUUGUUUCAUUUGCAUGUGAACCCACAGGUAACUUGUUCACCUGAUUUGUUUCCUUCAUACUGAUGCAUGUAAACCCUCUUUGAAGGUUGACUUUUUCUGCGAAUGCUACUGAAACAAAAUUAAAGUUUGUUAUUGAAUGUGGA